CUACCAGAAGGGGACUUAGCCCACUGUGAGGAUAUAAAAGCUUCAGAAGUUCUUCAUGGGACAGCAUCAAGACUCUUGGCUGCCUCUGAGUAGAGAUCAGGCAAUUCCACAAACAUGAAGGUUUCAGUCAUCUCUGUCUUGGCUCUUGCCAUGGCCAUGUUUUAUGGCAGUGAAGCCGCCUCACUAACAAAAAGGGAGGUUCCAGAUGUUAUGGGCCAAGUGGAAACUCUGACCAAAUACGUUGAAGAAUUAACUAAUUUAGUGAAAACCAGCACCCAGGACUUAAUGAGCAAACUGAAAGCAGAGGAGCUGAACUCCAAAGCCCAGGAAUACAUAAAAAGCAGCAGAUCUCAGCUGGAAGAGAACCUCAAGCCCAUUGCAGAUAACAUGGAGAGCCAAAUGAAACCUCUGAUUGAAAGCUUGAAAGCUCAGGCAGAGCAAUGGCAACCAAUGGCUGAUUCCUUGCAAACCAGCAUGAUGGAUAUGUGGAAAAGUCUCAUGGAUUCCACCAAGUCACUGAGUUCCGCAUAGAAAAACUAUCAGGGAUAUCUAGAAGAUUAAUCGGCCUACCUCCGUGUCUGUCAGUCUGCUUACACAAAUUCAUUCUGUCAUUGUGAUUUUGCAAUGCUUUGAGCAAUAAAAGUAUUUUGUGCA
Molecule: messenger RNA, 654 nt
Organism: Erpetoichthys calabaricus (reedfish)
Lineage: Eukaryota; Metazoa; Chordata; Cladistia; Polypteriformes; Polypteridae
Gene: afp4
Product: antifreeze protein type IV
Exons: 4
Coding region: 115-531 (138 amino acids)
Source: RefSeq, a predicted model, not a curated record